AACACACACACACACACACAUUAUCUCUAUACUUUGUCACUCUCUUUUUUACACUCAAAUAGAAAACAUAAAAAAUCACACAGUGAUUUCCGGUAAUGGGUUGUACAGCUUCAAAAUUAGGCAAUGAAGAUUCAGUCAGACGUUGUAAAGAACGACGUCGUUUAAUGAAAGAAGCCGUUUACGCCCGCCACCAUCUCGCCGCCGCUCACUCCGACUACUGCCGCUCUUUAAAAGUCACCGGAUCCGCACUUUCCGUCUUCGCCGCCGGCGAACCCCUCUCCGUCGCCGACCAAACCCCUGCUGUUCUCCUCCCUACUCCUUCCACCACCUCCACCGUCAAACCACCGCCGCGUCCGCCGUCAUCGUCGUCGUCAUUUCGCUCUUACAAAACACAACAAGCUCCACCGGCACCGCCGUCUUUUCACUCUUACAAAACACAAACUCCGGCGCCGGCACCGGCACCGGCACCGGCGGUAUCUAGGUCACCGGCGCCGUCAGUUGCCAGCUCGAAACACCGUCAUCCGCGGCGGAGUAAACCUCCACCGGUGAAGGUGAAACUACCUCACAUUUUAUCAGAAUCAAGUGAAACGGAAUCAUAUAGAUACAAAAAUGAAGAUAUAUAUACAUACAAUGCUGAAAAGGCAAAUUACAAUUCUACCCCUUCACAAACAUCAUCAGUUUGGAACUGGGAAAAUUUUUACCCCCCUUCCCCUCCUGAUUCCGAAUACUUUGACCGAAAAAACCCCAACUCCGAAACCGAAGAAGAAGACGAAGAUCGCUCUUCUUCUUCGGUUUAUUCCCAUUCUCAUUAUAAUUAUAAUAAUAAUGAACCUAUAAAAAAACCGACAAAAAAAACUUCAAAUAAAAAAGAAGAAAAAAAAGAAGAAAGAGAAGAAGUAGAAUGUAGUGAAUGGGCGGAUCAUCAUGAUCAUUAUAGUACUACUAGUUCAACUAGCUAUGAUGAUGAUGAUGAUGAUGAUAACGAGUCAAGAUCAGAUUCUAGAUCUGAAAUUGGAAGCCGGUCGAACUUCGGAUCCGAAGCGCCUCCACCGGCUUCUUAUCAUUCCGGGUUUACUGCUUCGAAAAGCAGUAAGUUAUUUCCCGGAAAGAAAGUGUCUGGGGAGUCAGCAGAAGAAUCUUAUUAUAAUGAUAAGGAUAGGUUUAAUAAUAAUAAUAAUAAUGAUAAUGGUGAUAUGAGAAUGGUGAUUAGGCAUAGGGAUUUGACUGAGAUUGUUGCUUCUAUUAAGGAGUAUUUUGAUAAAGCAGGUGAUGCUGGUGAACAAGUUUCCGAAAUGCUGGAAACCGGUCGGGCUCAGCUCGACCGCAGUUUCCGACAGUUGAAAAAAACUGUGUAUCAUUCAAGUAGUGUGUUGAGUAAUUUGAGUUCAAGCUGGACAUCAAAGCCACCAUUGGCAGUAAAGUACAGGUUUGAGCCGGAUUCAAUAGGCGGUGAACCGGGCGGUUCAAAGAGUUUAUGUUCAACUCUUGAAAGACUUUUGGCUUGGGAAAUGAAGCUGUACCAAGAAGUGAAGGCAAGAGAAGGGGUUAAAAUUGAGCAUGAGAGGAAAUUAGCGGCACUACAGAGCCAGGAGUAUAAAGGAGAAGAUGAGAGUAAACUGAACAAAACAAAGGCGACAAUAAAAAGGCUGCAGUCGCUAAUUGUUGUUACAUCUCAGGCCGUCUCAACCACCUCUACGGCUAUUGUUGGACUACGAGAUGCCGAGCUAGUCCCGCAACUUGUUGAGCUUUGUCAUGGGUUCAUGUACAUGUGGAGAUCAAUGAACCAAUGCCAUGAAGUCCAAAACCAUGUUGUUCAACAAGUUCGGGGCCUAGUUAACCGGUCAUCCAAAGGGGAGUCAACUUCCGACCUUCACCGCCAAGCGACCCGUGAUCUUGAAGCCGCUGUGUCAGCAUGGCACACCAGUUUCUGCCGCCUGAUAAAAUUUCAGAGAGAUUUCAUCAGAUCUCUUCAUCAGUGGUUCAAACUCACUCUCCUUCCCAUCAAUACCGAAGAAGCAAACAUCAACGGCUCACAACCCUCUGAUGUUUACUUAGUCUUUGAUGAGUGGAAACUAGCCCUUGAUCGUUUACCUGACACAGUGGCUUCUGAAGCCAUUAAAAGCUUCAUAAAUGUUGUUCAUUCAAUAUCUCAAAAACAAGCAGAGGAAAUGAAAGUGAAAAAGCGCACUGAAUCAGCAUCAAAAGAGCUUGAGAAGAAAGCAUCUUCUUUAAGAAGCAUAGAGAAAAAGUACUACCAUUCUUACUCUAUGGUUGGGCUUGGGCUCCCAGGCAGCGGGCCUGAAAAUGAGCACGGGUUGGACGCACGGGACCCGCUUUCUGAGAAAAAGUCGGAGCUAGUGGCAUGUCAGAGACGAGUUCAGGACGAAAUGGUCAGGCACUCAAAGGCAGUAGAGGUAACAAGAGCUAUGACUUUAAACAAUAUCCAAACUGGUUUGCCAGGAGUUUUUCAAGCGAUGACAAGUUUUUCGGGUUUGAUAAUGGAAGCACUUGAGGUUGUUUGCAACAAAUCAUAUGCCAUCAAGUAAUUUUACAACCCUAUGAUCGUGAGUUUGAGUCUCUUUUAUCAUUUCGAAAGCAAAGUUGGAUUAUAAUUCAUAGAAUCAUAUAUAUUAUGUUGUUAAUGGCAAAGGGGGCAAAAAAAAAAAUGAAUUUUUGAAGAGGGGAUUGAUAAUGUAGAUAUAUAUGUGGGGAAUUUUUGGGUUUUUGGCCAUCUCUUUUGUUGGGAGGAGGAAAUGCUAUAUCCUCCUGUAUAGGCAAACAUUGCUUCGUUUCAGAAACAUCACUUUUUCCAUAUGAUACAUAACCUUGAUAUAUUUUGUAUAAUAUAAUAUAAUAUCUAUAUUUUACUGGUCU
Erigeron canadensis is the source of this 2874-nucleotide messenger RNA. Its product is annotated as nitrate regulatory gene2 protein-like. The record is from RefSeq and is a predicted model, not a curated record. Bases 96 to 2546 code for a protein of 816 amino acids. NCBI's taxonomy places the organism in Eukaryota, Viridiplantae, Streptophyta, Magnoliopsida, Asterales, Asteraceae. The transcript is spliced from 4 exons.